Messenger RNA from Paramuricea clavata, 3102 nucleotides. Lineage: Eukaryota; Metazoa; Cnidaria; Anthozoa; Malacalcyonacea; Plexauridae. The record is from the annotation of a GenBank genome assembly.
GACAAAAAGACGAAAUUUAAGCCUCAAGCGUAAGUUUCUUUUGUAUUAUAAACAAUUUUAAUUAAUUUUAACUUAGUUUAUGAAUCGAUAAGUUACAUGGGCUUGUAUACGACACGUCUUUGCCUUUGGUGUUAAAACGUUUUGUGUAUAUUUAUACACUACUAUGGUUUCGAAAUCAAAGGCCAAAUGCCCAAACGAUUUGUUUUGAGGCUAAAAUCUGUGCAAUUUUGUUAUUUUUAUUACAUAUAACACGCAUAUACAAUUUUAUAUACAAUAUGUGUACAACGUACAUGAAUUCAUUUUAUAUAUAUUUUGUUCCUCUAUAUUGAAAAAAAACUAAUAAUUAACUUGAGUCGAGAGCCAUAGUGACAAUUAUGAGAAGUUUAUGGCAAAUAUACACGUUCACGUACAGUAUAGAUCAGCUUUUAUUUUUGUGAGCUUUUAGUUUUUAUUUGUUGUGAAAAUUGGGAGCGUUUUUUCAUAGUUUUCUCUAGGGAAUCGGUAUAUAUAAGUUCACAUGGACAGAUGUACUACUAUUGAAUAAGAACUAACAAUUGAAUAAGAACUAACAAUUAACUUGAGUUGAGUGCCAUGCAAGUUUACGACAAUUCUAUAUGUACACAUGUCUACCUUUAAUUUUAGACAUUUUAGUUGUUUGUUAUGAAUUUUAGGAUAAUUUUUUUAAAGUUCUCGUACGUAUACGACAAAUAUCUUAUGCGGUUCUUCUCUAUAAUCGUAUGGAAAAAUUUUGUUUUUGCUUGAAAGAAUACAUUAUCUCAUCCUUGGCAACUUUGUUUCUACAGCCGCCUAAAUAUUUGGAAACCAAAUUCCUUAAAAGUAAAUAAAUAAUUUUUAUUAAUUUAUAAAAAGUUAAAAUGUCUUCAUUCUUAAAUUGGUAGAUUUCACGCAUUAAGCAUUAUGGAGCAGCUGAUGUGGUCAUCGAUAGAAAUGUUGGCAGUUAUAUAUGUAGAGGAUAAUAGACGGUUGCGAGGAGAUAUGGAUUUUAUUGUUCGAGUGGCAAAAACAAUAUCUCACGAGUGAGCGCAGCGAACGAGUGAGAUAUUGUUUUUGACACGAGAACUAAAUCCAUAUCUUUUCGCAACCGUUCAAUGUUCUGUUUAUUAUAUGGACUUACUCAGAGUGACAAAAAUACACACAAAGACGACAUGUAAAUAAGCAUGCGAAAGACCAAACAUAAACUGCAAACAUAAAACUAGAAUAAAUUUUACUUAAGAUGUCUUUUAAAUGUUUUCGUUUUAUUUUCAACGUUAUAAUUUCGAUUUAUAUACGAACGAAAGACCAUUUAUUUUUUCAAAAACAACAAUGAAAAUGGCGGGAAAUUUUCGAACUUCGUAUGUCACUAGCAGGGGUGAAAUGCGGAAAAUACGCGCAUCAUGAGUUCUACGAGUGUUUUAGUUUUUACACCAUUGUCCAUAUAAUAAAGGAGCGAUGAAGAAAAUUAGUAAACUACAUUAUAAAAUAACAUGUAUAUAACGCGUGCUCUGAUUGGUCGAAACCCGUGUUUGGAUCAGGCCAUCCAAACACGGAAACCAUAAAGUAAUUGUAUAUUUCUCAAUUGUUUGGCGUGCAUCAGUUUCUCGCUGUGAUAACUCUGUAGGUCGACCACCAUCUGCUGCACGAUAGUGCUUAAUGAAAACCGCCCAUGUAUAUACAGCAAAAUUUCUUCCCUUAUAGAUUGAAAGACAUGACAAUUAUUGGCGUUUUCAGCACGGUUUAUCAGUCAUUACAAAAACCAUCGUUUAAAGUCUGCCACUGACAAAUCUCGAUGCCAUUUUCAAUGAACAAACGUUCUUCGGGUUCCGACCGCCCACGAUCAGCAAGGCUUCGGAGAAGACCUUCAAUCCCUCAAGACGAACACGAAUCUAUCGCACAAUGCUUUGAGGGCGAACAAUCUGAAUUAACAAAUAAGAAGAACACAAAAUCAAAACCAGAACUAAAUUUACUGGAAACUUCAAAUCGACUGGGCAUAACAAACCGAAUAUUGGGAAGAGAAAAUGAGAAAGCAAAUCAUACACUGACAGUGCCAAGUUCCAUGGAAAUAAGGCCUGAAGCAAAAAAUGCGAACUUUGUGAAUUACUAUCAACGAGGCGGAAGGGAACCGCCAAAAAGUCCACGAAUUUUACCAAAAUUGGAGAAAAACAGCGCUAGAAAGGCGAUACCUGAAGAGAGUCCGCCGCCUGGGAAAAAUGAGGCCCCAGAUUUUUCGAUGUUCUUAGACAAGAAAAAGAGAGUUGAUAGAGGGAGUUUGCAGUUAGGGAAACAAUAUUCAGUCUUGCCUAAUAUUUCACAUACUAAUGAAGGAGAAGGUGGCAACGUUUCACUGUAAUUGCUCUGGCUGCUACUAUAGGAAGCGACUAAUACGAGUAUAAUCAUGGACUGAUAAGGCCACAUCUAUAGGACAACUAGAGCCACGGACUAAUAAGACUAGAGUCUAUAGCCAUGGAUUACUUAGGGGCUAUAGUCUUGGAAAAUUUAGGACUGUAUUCUUGGCGUGUGUAGGACUAUAGUCUUGGACUACUUAGGACUAUCGUCAUGGACUACUUAGGACUAUAGUCAUGGACUACUUAGGACUAUCGUCAUGGACUACUUAGGACUAUAGUCAAGGACUACUUAGGACUAUAGUCUUGGACUACGUAGGACUAUAGUCAUGGACUACUUAGGACUAUAGGCAUUGGCUACUUGGGACUAUAGGCAUUGGCUACUUGGGACUAUAGUCUUGGACUACCUAGGACUAUAGUCUUGGACUGCAUAGGACUAUUAAGAAGACGUUAAAACAGAUUGCAAAAUUAUUUUAGUUGCUAUUAUUUAGCUGCUAUUUUCCUGCAUAUGUGUCCAUUCGGCAAUGAGUGAAUUAUCUGUACAGAUCUCAAUGCUUUGUGACAAUUGAAGGCUAUACGCAACUUUACCUGAUAUCUCUGUUGAAAUGUCUGUGUGUUCUUGUGUCAAUCUAAAAUUGGAAAGAACUAUAUUACUCUUUUUGAUCUUUAUAAUCAAACGGUUAUAGAAAUUUCCUGAAAUCGCUACCAACCUGCAAAAUAGUUCUUGAACAACACAACAACAGGCCAGAAAUAUCACACAGAG